AUGUUCAUGGGCAGUCCCAUUAUUGAGAAUUGCAGUGGGCGGAGGCUAAGGUCCUGGCUGAUGGGUGUGGCCAGCAACCAAUCCCCCGCCCCCGGCCCCUUCAGCGAGGUGAGUGGCCGGGUGUGGUCAAGGGCCGAUGUGGUGACCCUGCCCCGCGCGCGCGGGGCCCCUCCGCCGGCGGGGGUCGCGCGCGCGCGGCGGGCGGGCGCGGGGCCGGCGGAGGGGCCCCGCGCGCGCGGCCGCCGGCGGGCGCGGGCCCCGCGCGCGCGGCGGGCGGGCGCGGGGCCGGCGGAGGGGCCCCGCGGGCGCGGCCGCCGGCGGGCGCGGGCCCCGCGCGCGCGGCGGGCUGGCGCGGGGCCGACGGAGGGACCCCGCGCGCGCGGCCGCCGGCGGGCGCGGGCCCCGCGCGCGCGGCGGCGGGCGGGCGCGGGGCCGGCGGAGGGGCCCCGCGAGCGCGGGCCCCGCGCGCGCGGCCGCCGGCGGGCGCGGGGCCGGCGGAGGGGCCCCGCGGGCGCGGCCGCCGGCGGGCGCGGGGCCGGCGGAGGGGCCCCGCGGGCGCGGCCGCCGGCGGGCGCGGGCCCAGCGCGCGCGGCGGCGGGCGGGCGCGGGGCCGGCGGAGGGGCCCCGCGGGCGCGGCCGCCGGCGGGCGCGGGCCCCGCGCGCGCGGCGGGCGGGCGCGGGGCCGGCGGAGGGGCCCCGCGGGCGCGGCCGCCGGCGGGCGCGGGCCCCGCGCGCGCGGCGGGCGGGCGCGGGGCCGGCGGAGGGGCCCCGCGCGCGCGGCCGCCGGCGGGCGCGGGCCCCGCGCGCGCGGCGGCGGGCGGGCGCGGGGCCGGCGGAGGGGCCCCGCGCGCGCGGCCGCCGGCGGGCGCGGGCCCCGCGCGCGCGGCGGCGGGCGGGCGCGGGGCCGGCGGAGGGGCCCCGCGCGCGCGGCCGCCGGCGGGCGCGGGCCCCGCGCGCGGCGGCGGGCGGGCGCGGGGCCGGCGGAGGGGCCCCGCGAGCGCGGGCCCCGCGCGCGCGGCCGCCGGCGGGCGCGGGCCCCGCGCGCGCGGCGGGCGGGCGCGGGGCCGGCGGAGGGGCCCCGCGCGCGCGGCCGCCGGCGGGCGCGGGCCCCGCGCGCGCGGCGGGCGGGCGCGGGGCCGGCGGAGGGACCCCGCGCGCGCGGCCGCCGGCGGGCGCGGGCCCCGCGCGCGCGGCGGCGGGCGGGCGCGGGGCCGGCGGAGGGGCCCCGCGAGCGCGGGCCCCGCGUGCGCGGCCGCCGGCGGGCGCGGGGCCGGCGGAGGGGCCCCGCGGGCGCGGCCGCCGGCGGGCGCGGGGCCGGCGGAGGGGCCCCGCGGGCGCGGCCGCCGGCGGGCGCGGGCCCCGCGCGCGCGGCGGGCGGGCGCGGGCCGGCGGAGGGGCCCCGCGCGCGCGGCCGCCGGCGGGCGCGGGCCCCGCGCGCGCGGCGGCGGGCGGGCGCGGGGCCGGCGGAGGGGCCCCGCGCGCGCGGCCGCCGGCGGGCGCGGGCCCCGCGCGCGGCGGCGGGCGGGCGCGGGGCCGGCGGAGGGGCCCCGCGAGCGCGGGCCCCGCGCGCGCGGCCGCCGGCGGGCGCGGGCCCCGCGCGCGCGGCGGGCGGGCGCGGGGCCGGCGGAGGGGCCCCGCGCGCGCGGCCGCCGGCGGGCGCGGGCCCCGCGCGCGCGGCGGGCGGGCGCGGGGCCGGCGGAGGGACCCCGCGCGCGCGGCCGCCGGCGGGCGCGGGCCCCGCGCGCGCGGCGGCGGGCGGGCGCGGGGCCGGCGGAGGGGCCCCGCGAGCGCGGGCCCCGCGCGCGCGGCCGCCGGCGGGCGCGGGGCCGGCGGAGGGGCCCCGCGGGCGCGGCCGCCGGCGGGCGCGGGCCCAGCGCGCGCGGCGGCGGGCGGGCGCGGGGCCGGCGGAGGGGCCCCGCGGGCGCGGCCGCCGGCGGGCGCGGGCCCCGCGCGCGCGGCGGGCGGGCGCGGGGCCGGCGGAGGGGCCCCGCGGGCGCGGGCCCCGCGCGCGCGGCGGGCGGGCGCGGGGCCGGCGGAGGGACCCCGCGCGCGCGGCCGCCGGCGGGCGCGGGCCCCGCGCGCGCGGCGGGCGGGCGCGGGGCCGGCGGAGGGGCCCCGCGGGCGCGGCCGCCGGCGGCCGCGAGCCCCGCGCGCGCGGCGGCGGGCGGGCGCGGGUCCGGCGGAGGGGCCCCGCGCGCGCGGCCGCCGGCGGGCGCAGGCCCCGCGCGCGCGGCGGGCGGGCGCGGGGCCGGCGCAGGGGCCCCGCGCGCGCGGUUGCCGGCGGGCGCGGGCCCCGCGCUUGCGGCGGGCGGGCGAGGGCCGGCGGAGGGGCCCCGCGCGCGCGGCCGCCGGCGGGCGCAGGCCCCGCGCGCGCGGCCGCCGGCGGGCGCGGGCCCCGCGCGCGCGGCGGGCGGGCGCGGGGCCGGCGGAGGGGCCCCGCGGGCACGGCCGCCGGCGGCCGCAGGCCCCGCGCGCGCGGCGGCGGGCGGGCGCGGGGCCGGCGGAGGGGCCCCGCGGGCGCGGGCCCCGCGCGCGCGGCGGCGGGCGGGCGCGGGGCCGGCGGAGGGGCCCCGCGGGCGCGGGCCCGGCGCGCGCGGCCGCCGGCGGGCGCGGGGCCGGCGGAGGGGCCCCGCGGGCGCGGCCGCCGGCGGGCGCGGGCCCAGCGCGCGCGGCGGCGGGCGGGCGCGGGGCCGGCGGAGGGGCCCCGCGGGCGCGGCCGCCGGCGGGCGCGGGCCCCGCGCGCGCGGCGGGCGGGCGCGGGGCCGGCGGAGGGGCCCCGCGGGCGCGGGCCCCGCGCGCGCGGCGGGCGGGCGCGGGGCCGGCGGAGGGACCCCGCGCGCGCGGCCGCCGGCGGGCGCGGGCCCCGCGCGCGCGGCGGGCGGGCGCGGGGCCGGCGGAGGGGCCCCACGGGCGCGGCCGCCGGCGGCCGCGAGCCCCGCGCGCGCGGCGGCGGGCGGGCGCGGGGCCGGCGGAGGGGCCCCGCGCGCGCGGCCGCCGGCGGGCGCAGGCCCCGCGCGCGCGGCGGGCGGGCGCGGGGCCGGCGCAGGGGCCCCGCGCGCGCGGUUGCCGGCGGGCGCGGGCCCCGCGCUUGCGGCGGGCGGGCGCGGGGCCGGCGGAGGGGCCCCGCGCGCGCGGCCGCCGGCGGGCGCAGGCCCCGCGCGCGCGGCCGCCGGCGGGCGCGGGCCCCGCGCGCGCGGCGGGCGGGCGCGGGGCCGGCGGAGGGGCCCCGCGGGCACGGCCGCCGGCGGCCGCAGGCCCCGCGCGCGCGGCGGCGGGCGGGCGCGGGGCCGGCGGAGGGGCCCCGCGGGCGCGGGCCCCGCGCGCGCGGCGGCGGGCGGGCGCGGGGCCGGCGGAGGGGCCCCGCGAGCGCGGGCCCCGCGCGCGCGGCCGCCGGCGGGCGCGGGGCCGGCGGAGGGGCCCCGCGGGCGCGGCCGCCGGCGGGCGCGGGCCCAGCGCGCGCGGCGGCGGGCGGGCGCGGGGCCGGCGGAGGGGACCCCGCGCGCGCGGCCGCCGGCGGGCGCGGGCCCCGCGCGCGCGGCCGGCGGGCGCGGGGCCGGCGGAGGGGACGUGCACAAGGGGAUGGGAACCGGCGAGGAAAACUGA
This is a messenger RNA of Closterium sp. Naga37s-1, 3603 nucleotides long. The record is from the annotation of a GenBank genome assembly. Lineage: Eukaryota; Viridiplantae; Streptophyta; Zygnematophyceae; Desmidiales; Closteriaceae.